Molecule: messenger RNA, 1086 nt
Organism: Fonsecaea nubica
Lineage: Eukaryota; Fungi; Ascomycota; Eurotiomycetes; Chaetothyriales; Herpotrichiellaceae
Exons: 3
Coding region: 1-1086 (361 amino acids)
Biological process (GO): protein import into mitochondrial matrix
Cellular component (GO): mitochondrial outer membrane translocase complex; mitochondrial outer membrane
Molecular function (GO): transmembrane protein transporter activity
Source: RefSeq, a predicted model, not a curated record
AUGGCGGUCGUGGUCGAGGAGAAAUCAUCAUCGACAUCUGUCUUGUCGUUCCUGACAGACAAUGCCAUCGCCGCAACCAUUGCAGACUCUUACUCCGGUCUUUCGGCUAGGAGGAAGUUGUUAGGCCUUGAGAAUCCCGGAACAGUCGACAAUAUCUCGCGCGAAGUCCAAAAGGAUGUUCUCCUGUCUAACUUCAUGUUCUCCGGCUUGCGCUGUGACUUGCAAAAGGUCUUCAGCAUAAACCCUCUGUUUCGCCUACAACAUGGCUUCGCCAUGGGCUCCCAAGCUCUACCGCCCUGGCAACUAAUGGCGUUGUAUGGCAACUCUGAUGUUUUCAUGCAAGCUGCUUACUCGAGCGACCGGUCUUUGACGGCCUGGGGAAACCUUAGAUGGUCUCCACGAUUCGUCACCAAGACGCAGACUUCCAUUGAUCCGCGACAAUCCCAGACCAUGGUACAAAUCGAGAACGAGUAUACGGGUAGCGACUUUUCGGCGUCAGUCAAGGCCCUCAGUCCAUCAAUCAUGGAAGGCGGUGUCACGGGUAUUUUCAUUGGAAGCUACCUGCAAUCAAUCACACCAAAGCUUGCACUGGGACUUGAGGGUGUAUGGCAACGACCCGCCUUGAACAGCAAGCCUGAGACUGCGUUGUCAUACUGCGCAAGAUACAAGAGCACCGACUGGAUUGCUAGCGCACAAUGGCUGAGCCAAGGCUCGUUGGGAGCUACAUACUGGAGACGGUUGACCGACAAGGUCGAGGCAGGUGUUGAUUGCCAACUACAAUUUGCCCCUGGUUUCGGAGCCGGCAUGUUUGGGGGACCGCGACGAGAAGGAACGACAACCGUGGGCCUCAAAUACAGUUUCACUAACUCGGUCUACCGCGCGCAAGUCGACAGCACUGGCAAGUUUGGUGUGGUACUGGAGAGGCGUGUUGCACCUCCGGUAACAUUGACCUUUGCCGCAGAGAUCGACCAGUGGAAGAACACCCACAAGCUAGGUGUGGCUGUCUCACUGGAAGGUGCUCCAGAAGAACUGCAAGAGGUCAUGGAGCGCCCAGAGAACCAGAACGCAAUCCCACCGCCAAUUUAG